This is a messenger RNA of Nanorana parkeri, 1527 nucleotides long. RefSeq names its product Rho GTPase activating protein 19 (gene ARHGAP19). Gene Ontology annotation, biological process: signal transduction; regulation of small GTPase mediated signal transduction. Gene Ontology annotation, molecular function: GTPase activator activity. Gene Ontology annotation, cellular component: cytoplasm. The coding region runs from base 1 to 1527 and encodes 508 amino acids. The transcript is spliced from 12 exons. The record is from RefSeq and is a predicted model, not a curated record. NCBI's taxonomy places the organism in Eukaryota, Metazoa, Chordata, Amphibia, Anura, Dicroglossidae.
AUGCCGCUCCAGAAGCUUUCUACUCUCCUAGAUGCACUGCGUAACAUUGUUAUCUGCAAUGAUGUUUCAUUGCGAAGCCAGCCUGUUAUCUACAAUCCAGACUUUUUUGUGGAGAAGCUUCGGCAUGAGAAUCCGGAGGUGUUUACCGAGCUGGUGGUCAGUAAUAUUACAAGAUUAAUUGAUCUGCCUGGUACAGAGUUAGCUCAGUUGAUGGGUGAGGUGGAACCAAAACUUCCUGGACAGGGCGGAACAGCCUCCUUCUUCAAGUCCCUCAAUUUUCUCAAACGUAAAGACAAAGGCAUAGUGUUUGGAGCACCUUUGACAGAAGAAGGCAUUGCACAAAUAUACCAGCUUAUUGAGUACCUACAUAAACAUUUGCGCACAGAAGGGUUAUUCCGUAUCCCCGGGAACAGCAAUCGGCAGCAAAUUCUCAAAGACUGUCUCAAUGGUGGAACGGAUAUUGAUGUGGAUUCUGGUGAAUUUCACCCUAAUGAUGUUGCCACAAUACUGAAAAUGUUCCUGGGAGAAUUGCCGGAGCCUCUUCUGACAAAAAGGCAUUAUCACGCUCAUUUAAAGAUUGCAGACCUAAUGCUUUUUGAUGACAAGGGAUACCGGACGGGGACUCCCGAUAAGGAAAGACAAAUGGAGGCUCUGCAGCUCCUAUUCCUGUUGCUUCCGUCCCCCAACAGGAAUCUUCUCAAACUGCUGUUGGAUCUACUGUAUCAAACUGCAAAGAAACAGGACCGCAACAAGAUGUCCGCCCACAACUUGGCUCUGAUGUUUGCCCCACACAUCAUAUGGCCUAAGAAUGUCACAGCCAAUGAUUUGCAAGAACAUAUAAUAAAGCUGACAAACGGAGUGACAUUUAUGAUAAAGCAUUCACAAAAGCUUUUUAAGGCCCCUCCAUACAUAAGGGAAUAUGCCCGAGAAUAUGUCGGUGGGAGCAAGACUCCGUCAUCAAAGGAUGACCUGGACUUGCUGUCCUCACAAACUCGGACUGAGUUUCCAUUUGGAAAGAGUCAGAAGAGAAGCAGAUUGGCUUCAUCGCCCUCGUCUUCGACAUCUCAGCAGGAGCUGACGCAGCAACGUACUGAGCAGGCACUACGAGAACUCUUCCAGCAUGUCCACAACAUGCCGGAUUCUACUAAAAAGAAAAAGCUCCUUCGCCAGUUCAAUAAACAAAACCCAGGAACACCAGAUGUCACUGCUGGAAAUAGACACACUCGCUCACGUUCUUUUAGUGGAAUGAUUAAGGUAAAGCUCUGCUGUUUGCUUGAAAGCUUGUCCCUUCUGCUGCUGCUGAUAAUUGCCUUCCUUGUGUCCACCCUUCGCACCUUUAAAAUAUUUGGUACCUUUUGGAUACCAAAUCUCUUUCCUCUUCCCUUCCUCCCCUUGGUAUCCCAAGAGUCUCCUGCAGUGUACUUCACCCGGGCAAAACUGAGACUUUCUGAUGACUCCCAGGAAAGAAAAAUCAGGAAAGAGGUAACGGUUGUUGCCAGGAUAACUAGAGACGGUGAAUCUUCCUAA